Molecule: messenger RNA, 3004 nt
Organism: Cotesia glomerata
Lineage: Eukaryota; Metazoa; Arthropoda; Insecta; Hymenoptera; Braconidae
Gene: 5-HT7
Product: 5-hydroxytryptamine receptor 1
Exons: 7
Coding region: 1150-2667 (505 amino acids)
Biological process (GO): adenylate cyclase-activating adrenergic receptor signaling pathway
Cellular component (GO): membrane
Molecular function (GO): G protein-coupled amine receptor activity
Source: RefSeq, a predicted model, not a curated record
UCGUCCCAGUCUAGUCGGAUGACGGACGUUAGAGGAAGACGUUUAGGCACCCGGGUCACACCUCACUCGAUAGUCUAACUAACCACCGAAUUUCAAACUUAAUUUUAAACAGCUGAUUUAAUUGAUUUUUUUUUAUUUAAAAAUUUCAGCUGUUAAAUUUAAAAAAAAUUUUAAACUUACUUUUUUUUUGUUUUUUAUCGAUGAUAGUGAAGCACAUGUAUAUUUAAAUUGUCAGUGAGUGUUUGACGUGAGUUUGUAUUUUUUAGUUACCAAAAAAAAAUUUUAUAAUAAUUGUUUGCUCACUUGAGCGCAAUUGUGUUUAAUAGACGUUAAAUAUUAAGCGGGAAUUUUUCUUCAGCUUCCUCUUUGGGAGAUUGAAAAUUAAACGCGGUAAUGGAGUGUUUUUUAUUUUUUUAUAAAUAAAUGAAGGACUGACGGGUAAAACAAAUAGAAUGACAGUUUAGUGAAUUGUUUCCGGGUUGAAAAAAUAAAAAUUAAAAAAAUAGAAGAGAAAAAAAAAUGUUGAAAAAAUAUUUAAUUGAAUUGAAGUAAAUGUCAAAAGUGUGAAGUAACAAUCAGUAACCGCAAACAAUCACAAACAUUAAAUGUAUAUCAAACGAAUAACCGCAACGCAAAUUUAAUUUUAAUUUAAAUCAGCUGCGGAAACUUUAUCUGAAAUUUAGAGAACAAAAGUUGGGUGAAAAUUACAUGACUCUGUUUUCUACAAAGAUGUGUGAGCUUAAAUAAAUCCCUGGAGAGAUGCUUUCACCGACGGCUGGAAAACAAUCCACUAUUUUAUAAAAUACAUGAGCUUUUUUUAACUGAAAGCGAAUUCUGGCGAUUAACGGAGCGAAUUUGAAAUGUCAGCAUGUCGUGCUGUCGAUUGCGGGCUGCUGGCAAAGGAAGGUGACGCUAUCAAAUUUUGUCUCUGUAUAAAUGGGAGUUUAUUUUGAAUGGAAUUCGUUGAUGAAUAAAAUAAAAUACCGGGAAUGAACUCGGCUGCUCCUGGAUGUCCUAAAAAUUGAACCGCUCAAAAAAACUGCCACCAGCAGGAGCUGUGAAAAUGGAAUAGAAUUAUUGAUGAGAUAAAUAAAGUAGCCAGAGAGCAAAGGGGCGCUUGGGAUGCUUCAAUGCUCUGGCUAGCAUCGUAUGGAGGGCAAGGACUUUAAUACGGAAACAACUUGGCUAAGAACGCCGAAUUCAACCACAGAUCCCGAGUAUGUUUUUCAGGGAUUCCCCGGACCGAAUUCGCCGUACACUACCUAUCAGGCAAUAGCACUAACCCUGGUUCUGAGCUUGAUCGUGAUAGGCACGAUAAUAGGGAACAUUUUGGUCUGUGUGGCGGUAAUCCUUGUCAAGAAGCUGCGGCGGCCUUGCAACUAUCUGCUUGUCAGCCUUGCGGUAAGCGACCUUUGUGUGGCGAUUUUAGUAAUGCCAAUGGCCCUGCUCUACGAGAUCUUGGGCAGCUGGUCGCUGGGACCAACAAUGUGCAAUAUUUGGGUCAGCUUCGACGUCCUCAGCUGCACCGCCAGCAUCUUGAACCUCUGCGUGAUAUCUGUCGACAGGUACCGUGCUAUAUCAGAGCCUCUGGUCUAUGUGCAGAAGAGGACAAAAGGACGCAUGCUAACCUGGGUGUUCCUGGUCUGGCUGGUCGCCGCAUGCAUAAGUCUCCCGCCGGUCCUCAUCCUAGGCAAUGACCAUAAAUACGUCAACGGCGCUUGGCACUGCGAUGUCUGUCAAAACUUCGGAUACCAGAUCUACGCAACUCUUUUCAGUUUUUACGGCCCUCUCACUGUUAUGAUCUUAGUGUACUACAAGAUAUUCCGAGCAGCACAUAAAAUCGUGAAGGAUGAACAGCGUGCUCAGCGUCACCUCGGGGCGCAUUGCACCUUGGAGAUAGAACCGCCGGUGGACCACACAAGUAUUAUUAAUCGAGCGUCUAAUACAGACAGCCAAACUGCACACAACACUCCUACAAUCAAGCAACACCGCAGCUCCAGCGCUUCAACAACGUGCAGCGGACACGCAGUGAAGUGCUUCGCAGGCGGUCCAAGAAAAAGUAACGAGUCGCAGUGUCCGAUGUUAAUAAAGACUGAUAAAAGGGUAGGCUCCUCGACGACAACUUUGCGACCAAUGGGUACCGGUAACAAGUUCACAAUUGCAAGGAACCACCUAAACAGCACUUGCAGCGUAAGUUCCCCUCACAAGAAAAAACAGAAGAUUAAUUUGGUGAACGAGCGAAAAGCCACGAGAACCCUGGGAAUAAUAAUGUCUGCCUUCACAAUAUGCUGGUUACCAUUUUUUGUUCUUGCCCUUGUUAGACCCUUUCUAUCGGAUCCUAAGAGUAUUCCAAAGAUCCUGUCAAGCUUUUUUCUUUGGCUCGGCUAUUGUAAUAGUCUGCUCAACCCUAUUAUCUAUGCCACCCUCAACAGAGACUUCCGCAAGCCCUUCCGUGAGAUACUCUGUUUUCGGUGCAGCAAUCUCAAUCACAUCAUAAGGGAGGAAUUUUACCAGAGUCAAUACGGCGAUCCUGUUAAUAAUUAUGUCGUUAGACCUUGUGAUGAUAAUAAUGACGAUAAUGACGACGACAGCGACCAACGUUGUAACAACCACGUUGCUGAAUCUGUCAGUUUUGCUGCUAACCCUGCUAACGAAAGUUUUCUAUGAUUAACGUCAUUUUAGUAAUUCACUGACUAGACUAGAUGGGUGAAGGGCUAAAAGGACGAUUUUAAUAUUUAAUAUAGUUUGAAAAAAAAAUUUUUUAAAUUUACUUUGCGAGUAUAAGCUAAAAUUAAAUAUUAAUAUUAAAUAACUCUAACGUACCUCUCUUUACGUCUCUUCGUUACCUGAUAUAUUAAAAAAAAAAUUAAAGAAAACGAGUACAUAUCUCUGUACACAUUUUCAAUCAACUUUUAGUUUUAUCAAUCUCACUUUUUAAUUUUUAAUGGAUAAAAGAAAAAUAUUUGUUUUGCACGGAAAGAACAAGAUAACACUGGAUAUCAUC